Molecule: messenger RNA, 2178 nt
Organism: Eremomyces bilateralis CBS 781.70
Lineage: Eukaryota; Fungi; Ascomycota; Dothideomycetes; Eremomycetales; Eremomycetaceae
Exons: 3
Coding region: 1-2178 (725 amino acids)
Molecular function (GO): oxidoreductase activity; FAD binding
Source: RefSeq, a predicted model, not a curated record
AUGAAGGCGGCGGUCGCUCAAUGCAAGGUGACGCCGUACGAUCGUCAAUGGCCGUCCGAGCAAGAUUGGGCCGCGUUGAAUAGGAGUAUCAACGGGGUCCUGAUCAAAUCCGCCCCGGCUGCAUCAACCUGCUGGCCUGGCAACCCCCUGAAUUCGAACGUGGACUGCACCGCCGUCAAAUCCGGAUGGACGGACUCCCACUUCCACCGGUCUCAACCGGAGAGCGUCGCGUUUCCGAUCUGGGCCAACAACAGCUGUAUUCCGCCUGACAGCACCGGUUACUCGGAAGAUCGAGGAUGCACGUACGGAGGAUAUCCGCGGUUCAUCGUCGAUGCAUGGUCGGAGGAACAGAUCGCAACGGCCAUGAAAUGGGCCGCCGACCGGAACAUCCGCAUCGUCGUCAAGGGCACGGGACAUGACUUAUACGGACGUUCCGUCGGUGCAUACGCCCUCUCUAUCAUCACGAGGAAUUUCAAAAGCAUUCGCUACGAUGCCACCUGGACGCCCCGUGGCGGUGGUCGGAACCAGGAGUCCUACAAUGCCAUGAUCGUCGGCACAGGGCUGACGUGGGGCGAAGUCUAUCAGGCAGCGCAUCGCGUCGGGCGCGUAACUGUGGGUGGUGGUACGGCGUCAGUCGGUUUAGGUGGUCAUCUAGGCGGCGGAGGCCAUGGCCCUCUCAGUUCCUCCCAUGGGAUGGCUUCCGACAACGUCCUGCAAGCAACCGUCGUGACGACUACCGGAAAAGUCUAUAUCUGCAACGAUCACAAGAACACUGAUUUGUUCUUCGCAAUUCGAGGGGGUGGGCCUGGUGUUUACGGUGUUGUCACUGAAUAUGUGAUCAAGACCUAUCCCACGCCUCGAGUGACCACUUCUUCGCUCAUGGUCAAAGCAACCGCGGAUACCAACUCCAGUAUCGCUGCUGCUUGGAAGGCAACAGCAAUCAUUGCUGGCAAGUUGCCGACUUGGAUGGACAAAGGUAUUGGAGGAACCUAUUACUCUGCGCAAGGGUUUCUGGUCGGGCAGUUCGUUCCUGGAUGGAAUGACACCGCCCAUGGCCCCGUCACCUACGUCGAUCUAUUCACCUUCGAUCACGAUACGGCAUACCUGGACUCCAUCGUUCAGCCCGUGGUCGAUCAGCUCACGACCAUAUACAACAGCACCCUUAAGAUUACCUACGCGCCGCGUACGGAAUACCCCGAUUACUACUCCUGGUCUUCGACACACGAGAAUGAAUUGCCUGUAGCAUACGAGGCGAUGCAGUCCGGUCGUCUGGUUCGGAAAUCCAGCCUAGAAAUCCCCACCCCACAACUCGAGAACCAGAUUCGAGCGAUCGCGAAACCGCAGGUCGACCUCGUCGGCGCCGUCAUCGUCCUAACGAUGGUCUCCGGCAAAGGGCCCGCAAACGUCCCCCGCGAGCGUCGCGGCGGCCUGAAUCCCGCGUGGCGCCAGACGUACAUCCACGCGGUCGCGAACACGGCGAUCGUCAGCCCGGGCGAGCUGGUCCCGAGCAAGAAGCUCAAGGAGUGCGCAGCGUGGAUCAACGAGAACACGGAGCCCGAGUGGCAGAAAUGGGAACCCAACACUGGCGCGUACAUGCACGAGGCGAACGCGUUCCUGUCGACGUGGCAGAAAGAUUUCUUUGGCGAGAGCAAUUAUCCGACGCUCCGGAAUGUGAAGAGGCGGUACGACCCGAGCGAGAGCUUGUAUGUUAUGGAGGGUGUUGGGAGUGAGAGUUGGACCUCCGACCUUGAUACGGGCAAAUUGUGUCGAGCUGGACAGCCUGGACCACCGGGGUCAUCCGCAUCUGGACAACCGACUGGGCGACCAUCUGGACAGCCGUCUGGGCAACCGUCUGGGCAACCGCCUGCAUCGUCGCCAAAUCCUCCAGUAUCAUCACCAAGCUACACAAACUCUUCGUCGAGCAUCCUUUCACCGUCCUCACCUAGUCCUAGCGGGUCUUCGGGCCUUGGAUCGUCCGCACCCACCAGCUUCGCUCCGUCGUCACCAUCUCUCCCAGGGAGUACGCCAAUUUCUACUGUCCUAGUGGAUACGACGUCGCUCGCACCAGAGCCUACGAAAAUUAUAGUCCCCACUCCAAGCCAGCCAACAUCUACUUCUAGGGGAGGACUCUGGGGAUUCAUCGGCGGCUUUUUUGAUGGACUAUUUGGUGGAUGGUAG